CUAUCCUCUGAUUCUGUGUGCUUCCCCCAAAUCCAUUGUCUCCAACACCUGUCCGCGCUCUUCUCUUGUCUCUCUUUCUGCUUUAUCACAACGUUUCAUCUUCGUGCGUUGUGCGCUUGGAGUUAUCUUUUUGGUCUCUGUUUAAUUUGUUCGAGUUUCGCAUUUCUGGAAAUAUUCAGCUAGAUCAGUGCUGGUGAAUUUUGCUUGUUAACUAUGCGGAUCGAACCUUCGGGAUUGAAGCGUGUGGUCACAUGCGCACCUGCGUUCUUCCAGUUGCCGGAGGAUCUAAAGCUGUGUACCAGGAUCGGUGGGAAUCACGCGGUGCCGGCUGAGUUUUCGGUUGAUCUGUGCAGUACGUCGUCUUCUUCAACGUCUUCGAUCGGGAGAAAUAGCGAUCUGUCCUCAGAAAGGUCAACCGUGGAUGAGGAUUGCGGUGAAAAUGAGGCUCAGAGUGCGUAUAAUGGCCCUUUGGAUAUGAUGGAGUCACUAGAAGAGAUGUUGCCAAUCAGGAGAGGGAUCUCAAAGUUUUACGAUGGUAAAUCCAAGUCCUUCACGAGCCUGGCAGAAGCUUCGUUUUUACCAUCCGUCAGAGACAUUACUAAACCAGAUAGUGCCUACACUAGGAGGCGCAGAAACUUAAUGGCCUUCAAUCACGUUUGGGACAAGAAUCGAAAUUUCCCUUUAAGAAGCAAUAGCGGGGGCAUUUCUAAGAGAUCAAUUGGCUCGAGUCGAAGCACUCUGGCUCUUGCAGUCGCCAUGAACAACUGUGACAGCAGUAGUAGUACAAGCGAGGAUUCAAAUUCGAGGUCACCUCCACCACUUCUUCCACCGCUGCAUCCAAGAAGUAGGGUACCUACAUCCACCGGUGCCGGUGCAUCCCCUCCAAUUGUGCAGAGCUCUGCUUCUCGAUCAUUCUCCUUGGCUGAUCUGCAUCAUUGUGCCACGGCUGCGAAAUUGGAUAUGUCGAGUUCCUCCCGCAAUGAAACAGCUCUUGGUAAACUAAUCUGACGAAUGAACUGGUGUUUGAACUUCCCUGAAUAAAACUUACUUGAGUGCUAGUUGAUUCCACGAAAUGUUGUAGAGGAAACAUACAAAGAUCUUCGCUCCUAAUCUUCUAACCACUUGGACAUAGCAUGCACUAACCCCUUCCCUUUCAUCAUUAAUUUUGAAUUGUAAAAGUAAUAUGUUGAUACACUCUAGAAGUCAUUCACCCAUGACCAUUGCAAUUUGGUGUUAUUAUAGUGGUAAAGAGCGUUUACUUGGAGAA
Prosopis cineraria is the source of this 1267-nucleotide messenger RNA. Its product is annotated as protein OXIDATIVE STRESS 3 LIKE 1-like. The record is from RefSeq and is a predicted model, not a curated record. Lineage: Eukaryota; Viridiplantae; Streptophyta; Magnoliopsida; Fabales; Fabaceae. Bases 214 to 1008 code for a protein of 264 amino acids. The transcript is spliced from 2 exons.